This is a messenger RNA of Linum trigynum, 411 nucleotides long. The record is from the annotation of a GenBank genome assembly. Lineage: Eukaryota; Viridiplantae; Streptophyta; Magnoliopsida; Malpighiales; Linaceae.
AUGGGCGUAGAGCUUAUGAUGAACUACGGCGGCGGCAACGCAAGCUUCGUCACCAAAAUGGAAGAGUCCGCAGUCCAAGAAGCCGCCUCCAGCCUCGAAAGCGUCAACAAGCUAAUACGCCUUCUCUACCAGCAGCAGACGCAAGACCAGAACCACCACCGCUCCUCUCCCCCUUCCUCCUACGCCGCAGCCACCCCCCGCCGUCGACAUAGAGACCGACUGCAGAGCCGUCGCUGCCGCCGCCAAGUUCAGAAGAGUUAUAUCCCUCCUCGACCGCACCCGAACCGGCCACGCCCCCUUCCGGAGAGCCCCUGUUCCUGCCGCUUCUCCGUCGACGGAGGCGGCCACGCAGUGGCUUUCACAAAUCUCAACCACAACUAUCACCACUGCCACCUCCACCAACACCACUGA